CCGAGUUCGCGCUCAAACAUUAACCAGUGUUUUCAUUAAUUUUUUGUUUAUUUUCCACUCCAAAAAAACGGAUAAUAACCAUUGGCCACCCCCAGGUAGAAAUUGUUAAUCCGGAGCGUGGAAAAUUGUUAAAAAUGUGACGAAAAAAAUUGAAGGAGUGAUAGGUGGAGCGCGAUGAGACGAAAAAAGUUAUGACCGGGUGUUUCGAGAUGACUGGAUCGACAUUGGGGCAUCUCCAGCCCCAAGUAGAGGAACCAAGACCAUCAAAACCACCGGAUAUCAAUAAAGAAUUGGUAUCGCCACGUCAUCGCCGUAUGCGACAGAGAAUGACACCUGUUCCACCUGAAAAGAUCGAUCCGCCAAUUCAACUGACACCGGUCUGGGAACAUGUGGUACGCACGCAACAUUUCCCCCCCGACAUCGACAAGCACUCGACCUUCACCGAAAUAUCAGAAAGAUUGCGAGAUCCUGAGUGGGAAGUCCGUCAACAUGCACUUCGUGUUCUAAUUGAUGUCGUACCAACAUUACCAAAGGAACAAGUGGAUAGUAUUCUCUCGCCAGUUGUACCCGAACUCAUCAAUAAUCUCGGACACUUAGCACCGGCCGUACGUAAAGGUGCAAUUGAUGCACUGAGGGUUUAUCUUGUUUGCAGCGAGAACCGUGAGAUAAUCGUUAAUAAUAUCCUCGAAAGUGGUUUAUCCCGUCAAGCUCCCCUGGACCCUCUCCAAAUCAGCAUCACUCAGGGUCUUAUCCUCAGUACUCCCUCCCUCCUUUGCCCCUCCCCCGCCACUCCAUCCCCCUCCGACAAUCUCUUAUCAGCGACGAUAACAACGUUGGCUCACCACCUGAUCCAAAUAAACCACCAAGAGGCGGCUCUGAAGUCUCUCCUGAAGAUUCGAGACACAAUUGGCUCCGAAAACUUCGCCCACCACCUCUCGACCCUCAACCCCACGGCACUCAAGGACUUCCAAGUCCUCUGUGAAGUGUACAAAGUCAACGAGAGCCCGAUGAAAAAGAGAAUGAAGGGAAGAAGUCCGACAAAGUCACCAAAAAUCGAAGAAAUAAACGGCAAUGUCAUCGAGAUUGAGACAAAAAUCAGUCAAGGUCAUCGUAAAGGUCAACUUCAGAAGGAUUCCGAUGACUUUGAGACUUCAGGAUCUAGAGUCUUGUUAGAGACUGAAAUCAAGCUCAACGAGGACACGGCGAUAACGAUGACCAUCUCCGAGGAGAAGGACAAUUUGCCGAAUCAUGGUGAUCAUGUUGAAGGUCAAGAUGAAGCAGACGAUGAAGUUGAGUCGAAGGACGUGUGGAUCGAGAGGAGAAAGACACCGAGGAGAGUGCACUUUGGUGGUGAAAUCGUCAAAAUGAGAACACCUGAUUCUGAUGACUCCGAGGUACUUCAGAGUGAAGUUAAAAAGACGAAAAUUCCCCUGCCAAUAGCUCCUGUUACGAAGUUGCCACUUCACUUGACAAAGUCAUCGUCGAAUCCCAGUAGUCCGAAUUUACCGAGGUCCGACAAAGCCUCGAGGAGAUCGAGAUCGGCAUCGAUCAGCCCAAAGAGAGAGUUCUACGUUCACGACGGGACUUUAAGCCCGAAGAAGGGGAUCUUGACGAAGAACACGAGUCACUCGAUGACUCGAGUGAAGUCUAUAUCGCUGGAGGGGGAGGGCUACUUCAAUGGUAAUCUUGAUGAUGUCUUUGGAAUGAGAGAGAACGAUAGGAGUUGGUCGUUCGAGGUGUUCGAGGAUCUCGACAGCGACAUCGAUCCCAGGAACAUUCUUCACGUCAAUGACUUGAAGUUUAAGAAGAAGUCGAGGAAGAAAUCAUCGAGAGCAACUUCACCGAGGAAGUUCGAGAGAACAGAGAAUAAAAAUGUGGAGACAUCUCUGGACGAGAAGAUCGAGGCAAAUGAUGUUUCGAGUCAACAUCGGAACAAACUUCACGGUAUGAAGUUCAAGUCAUCGAAGAUUUUAUCGAAAAAAUCGGAGAUAAAUGAAGUGAAAAAUGUGAGAAGACCUUCAGACGGGAGAAUUUUUCGAAGUGAAUCAGCGAGUGCUCUUCACCAUCCCAAUGAUAAUUUCCAUAAAGAACUUCAUGAUGAACUCCAUCAUGAACUUCAUGUCAAUGGAAGAAUUUCGGAGUUGAAUCUUGAAACUUCACCCGGCAAUUUACUCAUCAACAAUCGAGAAAUAGAUAAUCAAAAUUUCAGGAGAAGUUCAACAUCACUCGGAUUAACUUCAAUUGAAGAUUCAAUUGACAAUGAGAUGAGAAAAAAAUCAUCAGGGACGAGGAGUUCUUCGAGAAAGGCAGUUUAUGAAAGUUUUCCCAGAAAGGAGAGAAAUUAUAUUCUUAUGGAACUAUCGAGCCCUGUUAAAAUGAGUUCGAGAAGUCGUGAGGUCUCGCCUGUGGGGGCUGAAGAGGUCAAGGGGGUGAUAAAGGGCGAGGGGGAGGAUAAGGGAGAGAAAAGUUUUGUGGAGAAAAGUGGCGAGGGGGAGAGCAAGGGUGAGGCUAAUUGGGAGGAUCUCGGACUUGUGACUCAAGAUGUUCUCGACGACCUUCAUAAUAAGGAGGACUGGAGGGCACGAGUUAGAGGACUCGAGAGGGUGGCAUCAGCCCUGAGGACAUCCUCAGCUCUGAUUGCCAUUGAACCUAGACUGGGAUCUUUUCUCCAAGCAAUUCUUGGUGGUGAAAGAAGCUGCAGAGUUGCUGCUGCUGCCAUGUCUGUUGCAAGGGUGGUGAUUGCUGGAGUGUCGGAGGAAUCGUUAAAACGUCGACUUCCACAAGUCGCUUGGGGUCUAAGCAGACAAGGGGGUCCAAGUGCUGCUCAGCUAGCAAGACUGGCGAUGUUACGAUUACGACCAGCUCUUUUCCUCGAACAGCUCCUUCAGCCCCACUGCAUCGAUGCCAGAAAUGCCAAAACACGAGAGAACGCCCUGCAGCUUUUGAUCUUCUCCCUCGUAACAUUCCCGAGUACGGAAUUUAAAGUGGAAAAUGUUGCGAACAAAGUGGCACUGAUGGUUGGCGACAGGCGAAGAAGAGUGAGACAAGCAGCACUGGAUACUCUGGCAGUACUUGCACAAAUUUACGAGCCCGAGGAAGUGCUGAAGGCAGGAAAUAGAGCUGCCAAAGAGUUGAAGGAAGGAACAGAGAUGGUGGCAGCGAUCAGGGCGAGACUAGCAAGAAAAUCUCUGCCGAUGGUCUCCGCUGAUGGUCUCGUCGUCUACGGACUGCAAAUUUCACCAACUGUUCAGAUCGCCACUGGGCCUGAUGUUGAUUGGAUUGUUGCUGGGAGUGGCUCAGUGUCUCCAGGAACCGGAAGAGCCAGGGGUCAGGUGAUUCCACCGAAUGUCAAGGCGGGACUCGAUAAACACAAGAAUGAACAGGGGAGUAAUUCCCCCUCAUCUCGACCGAGUUUCAUCGCCCAGGGAAUUUCUCUGCAUUCGAAAAACGAACGUCCAGUUGCCUGGCAGUUGCUUCCCCCUGACAAAGACGGGAAUCAUUUGCCCCAGGAUAUUGAGGACGACUGCGGCAACGAGUCUCCAAUAUCUAUCGAAACAAGUAGUAUAAAAUCACGAUACUCCGACACGUACAGUCCAUUCCUCUCGCCCUCAGACACCCCUGGAGAGAUUUACCGAGAGCCCCUGAACUCGUCUCUCCUGAAGAACGACAAGGACGUUAUCAUGAAGCAGCGGAAGACCGAGGAGAACUUCCACAGGAGAAUGGAUCAGAUUUAUGCCGAGAGGAGGGAUGACGUGAGGCUAGAGUCGAGGAUACCCGUCCCUCAGUUCGUGGAUCGUCAUAUUGUUGUUAGACACAGCACCGCUUAUCAAAGGAGACGAAGACAAGAGGGUGAGGAUCCUCCACCCUCUUCAGCACCACAUACGUCAGGGGGAUUGAGACGUGGUGAUGGCGUCGACUCUGAAAUUUCCAGAAGAUACAGAAGCGAUAGAAUAAAAUUUUCAUCUCGACCAGCCUCGGAGGAGCGUUCCAGAGUAUCCUACCUGGGGAAUUCACCAAUUCGAGAUGGCUUCGACCCAGUGUACCGUAAUAGUAGACGAAGAAGUGUCGUGAGAAGUUCACUGGAGCCCGAAGAAGCUGUUACUAGUUCAGUUGAAUCGAGACGCAACAGUUCAUCGCUUUCGGGAUCGAUCCAUCCAUUUUCACAGGUUCAAGAGACCGACCUGAGAACUCGUGCUUCACAAACUCCCACACCAAUCAGAAUUCAUGAGAUGAAUUCUACCAUCCAAUCAAUUUGGGGUAUUCAAUUACGGAUUGAAAUGAUUUUGAAAUACUGUGUUUGGCCUAGUGUUACCAAGGACAAUGCUAAACCACUUGUUAACACCUUCAAUUGUGGUAAUACGGAAAUUGUUAAAAGUGCAUUUCGCUGUUGUCCGUGCGCGUUCAGACGGAGAAAAUCCGUUGGCAUUGAAAAAGUGGGUGAUAAUCUAUCAAUUACCAGUGAUAUCGGGAGAGCUGGUACACCGGUUAUUGCAUUGAGACUCAAUCAGCGCGUGGACUCCAUUUCCAGAGACAAGAAUAAUGUGGACGAGGACAACGAGAGGAAUGAUUUCAACCCCCAGCCUAAUUUCUACCCGACAUCACCCCCCAGCGACCAGGCGUCUCAAUGUUCAGGUACCGAUCAUGUGCCUUACGGAGCGUCGAGUGACUCCUCCAAUACUGGAAUCGAUCACAGUGAGACUGAAACGAGAAUCAUCGAUAAUCCCAGUGAUGAGAGCAAUCAGGAGGAAAACAUCAUCGGGGAGAAAUCAUUCGAUGUCAUCACUGACACCAACAAUCCGUCCAGACCAAAUUCCCUUGAUCAGGUGGUGAUGAAGAUUCUGUCGAGUGGAACGGAGUCGACGGAUCAGGACAGGGAGGGCUCGGAGAACUCUGGAGGUAGUAAUAACAGUGAUGAUAAGAGUGAGCCAGUGAGACUGGCAAGGUCUGCCUCCUCAGUUGUCUCGUAUGAGACCAACUCGACGGACUCGACGAUGAGGAUAAGUGGUCCAGUCCAUGCUAAUGGGAUCAAGGGGAUUGCCUUUGAUCAGCAGAGCGUUGGCACUGACACAGGGGAUGCCCCGGACAUAUCAUUAGAAUUCGAUCGAGAAUAUUCGACCGAAGUGCAGAUCGAUAUAGAGUCGAGGGUGAGGGCUUCCAUUUAUCCAGAGACAAAAACACACUUCCAGCAGACGGAAUCCCGCAAGCCGAGUCCUGAUCGACGCUCGUCAUCGGUGGAACAUGAUAAGAUCGCAAGUGCUGUUAAUUCAGUGUCUAUAAUCGUUGCUUCACGUCCCCAUUCACGUGCCACAACCGGUGAACAUCGAGAGCCAGCAUUUCAGCCACUUGACUACCGUCAGCCGCACACCAAUGAAACCACUACUUCCGCUUCAAUUUUUCAAGUUUCUCGUGCCUUCGAGGGUACUGAGUCCAUUGACGUCAUCACCGAGCAAGUUACUGUGGGAACGGCUGAGAGUUUCGAGGAUCUUCCAAAGAGCCCUGAAAUCCACGUUGUAACAAUCAGUAAAGUCCAGCGUCAGGCGACACCCCAGAGUGAGGGUGUGUUACAGGGGGUCGUUAAAAUCCACGGGGUUGAAACCACCAAGAGAUUACCAUCCAGAGUUCCACGAAGUCGUAUAAAAUCACGUCCUGGUGUCAACAAAAUUGCACCUCUAGGCGGUCAUGCGGACAAGACACCAGCAAGAUCUAAACCAGUUACAGUACAGUGUAUUUCACAGUUGGAAAGCAAUGAUUGGGAAACAACAAUUAGGGGAUUGAAGUCACUGUCAACAAUAGCACGACAACAGCCUGAUCAGUUGGACAGUUGUCCCCAGGGCACUGUAGGUCGUCUAUUAGGCCGGCAUGUCAGAAACCUGCGCUCCCAGGUGGCUCGAACUGCCUGCCUAGCCGCUGGCGAUGUCUUCAGCUCGCAGGCCCGCUGUAUCGAUCAGGACCUCGACGACAUCGCAGGUCCCCUCCUCCAGAGAACAGCCGACACAAACAAAUUCCUGAGGGCUGACAGCAAUGCAGCCCUCGAUCGCAUGAUCGAACACAUUCCACCUCAUAAAACCAUCACAGUUAUUGUUCAUCGUGGUGCCAGUCAUCAGAAUGCAGUGGUGCGUGCAGCAACUGCAAGGUUGCUUGCAUCAGUUGUCGAUAGAAUUGGGGCUGAUGCUGUCAUGUCCUUGCCGAGGGAUGUGAGGGAUAAAUUACUUGGGGCUGGGGCAAAACUCCUUGGUGAUGGCAACUUGGACGCCAGAAAUUAUGCAAAAUCAAUGUUCAAAAGGCUUUCGAGGUGUGAGGGAUUCCGUCGAGCCCUCACAGACGCCGUCCCCGAAGCAACACUGCGUCACAUCGACAAAACCCUCCGAUCCCUUUAGUCCCCAUAACUGAAGGAAAAUUAACAAAAUGUCAAUAAAGCUCAAAUCACAGCAUGAAAUAAAAACAAGUCUGCAAUCGCCUCAAGCCCCUACAAUUUUCCUAGUCUGAGUAAUAACAAAAAAAAAAUGCCGAAUAAAAGAGCAGAAGAAAUGCGCAACAGCUUGAAGCGAAUCCCCAUUUUUCAUCUUUUUAUCCCAUCGACCGAUUAUUUAUAAAUAAUCAACGAAUCCAUCGAAUUUUUGUAAUGAAAAUUGCAUCACAUUUUGUAAUACUGUUUCAUCAGCUCCUUUGAGGACAGUCAUUUAUAUUUAUACGCGCAAUUGUGUAACUGUAUAGUUGUUUAUGAAACCGAGAAAUUGAAUCGAAUAAAUAAAAUUGGAAAAGGAUCAUAGAGUAAACUAGAAUUAAAAUACCUCACACUUUUAUUAAUGUCUAUUACAGUGGUCAUUUAAAUAGAAAACAUUACUUUCCAUAAAAUACUCAUAGAUUCACAACUGCAAUAAUUAAAAUAAUUAUCAACUCUCGCCUAUUCUAGUGCAAAAUUAAAAAUAAUUAAAGAAAUCCUUGAUGAUUAGUUCUGUUUCUAAUCGAUCCAAAUUAUUAAUAAUCAAUUAAGAAUAAAAUGUGGAAACAAAUACAAUAGAAUUAUUGCCAUCAGUAAUAAUAUAACAAUCACAUGAAUUUAAUCCGUGAAACGUGACUAGUCGAUCCCAAUUUUUCUGUUAAUUAGGUAAUUGGGUAAUUUCACCGAUAAUGGGUGACUCUGGGUUACAAUGGCAGAUAUAUUAAUAUCUGUCCGGAUAUAUUAAUAUUGAGCUUCUCAUUCGCAAGAUAAAUCAGUAACAUGUCUAAAUAUUAUUUUCCAAGAUAUUAAUCACCGAAAUAUAUCCAAGAAUAUUAUCCACUGAAGUAAAAUAUCUGAAAAUAUUGUUUAACUUUUUCAAUAAUUUAAUUGUUGAUGCUUCUUCUCUAUUAUCAAUCAUUCCUAUUAUUAUUAUUAUUAUCACUCACUGUUUAAUGAUUGAUUAAUAUGGGAGAAGAAAACUGGUAAAUGCAAAAUUAUCCAGCAAUUGUGAAAAAAAAA
Messenger RNA from Fopius arisanus, 7462 nucleotides. RefSeq lists its product as uncharacterized. Gene Ontology annotation, biological process: microtubule cytoskeleton organization. Gene Ontology annotation, cellular component: cilium; cytoplasmic microtubule. Lineage: Eukaryota; Metazoa; Arthropoda; Insecta; Hymenoptera; Braconidae. The record is from RefSeq and is a predicted model, not a curated record. Gene Ontology annotation, molecular function: microtubule binding.